CCCCGGAGCGGCCCCGCGCGCGCAGCCCGGUGAGAACGGGGCGGCCGCGCUGCUCCCGCGGGGCUGCAGCGGCCCCGCGCCCCGGCCCGGCCCGGCCGUUACCCCGCGCCGUUGGACACGCGGCCCCGGCACCGCGCGGGGCCCGCUAAGGAGCGGUAGGCGGCUGCCGGCGGGUCCCUCGGGAAGGGAGAAGCUGACCCGGAUCCCGCCCCUCGGUCACUCCUCUGCAGGUCGCCCGCCCGCGCCGCACACUUGUCCCCCAUGGCCGCGUGGUCCCGGGAGGCGGUGCUGACUCUGUACCGAGCUCUGCUGCGCCGCGGCCGCGGCCUGCGCUACACCGACCGGGAUUUCUACCUCGCCUCCAUCCGCCGCGAGUUCCGCCGGAACCAGGGGCUGCAGCGGCUGGAGGACAAGGAAAGGCAGCUGGAGAAGGGACAGGCUUUCCUGCAAAGCAGGCUCGGGGGCCUGGUUUAGAGAUUCCCUGUAGCCCCCGCUGGUCCCACUUACCUGCCUCUUCUUUCCAAAAUCCCCUCGCCAGCCAGAAGAGAUGAUUAACACUCACUACCCACCACUUUCUUGAAGAAGUCCUGGAGGUGCUUCCACAGGCACACCAGGAGGGCUCUCCUGUUCUCUUCACAAAUGCAUUAGGUCACAGGUAAGAUGGCAGGCGCUGGGCAGCGCAAAGGGAAGAAGGAUGACAACGGCAUCGGCACCGCCAUCGACUUCGUGCUGGCCAACGCGCGGCUGGUGCUGGGCGUGGGGGGCGCCGCCAUGCUGGGCAUCGCCACGCUGGCCGUCAAGCGGAUGUACGACCGGGCAAUCAGUGCUCCCAGCAGCCCCACUCGCUUGAGCCAGUCAGGAAAGAGAAGCUGGGAAGAGCCAAACUGGCUGGGCUCCUCCUCACGCCUGCUGACCCAGGACAUGAAGACCAGCCUCAGCCGCUCCCUGCAGACCCUUCCCACUGAUCCUUCAGCUGCAGAUGCAGACGUUUUUCGACCCACAAAGCCCAAGCCAUGUGCCAAGAGGAGUCAGGUGGAGCUGAAGAAAUCCCGCCUUCGCCUGUCCUUGCAGGAGAAGCUGUUUGCGUACUACCGGCGGCGGGUGGCGAUCCCGGCGGACGAGCAGGCUCGGGCCAAGCAGGCGGCCGUGGAUAUCUGCACGGAGCUGCGCAGCUUCCUGCGCGCCAAACUGCCCGACAUGCCCCUGCGGGACAUGUACCUCAGCGGCAGCCUCUACGAUGACCUGCAGGUAGUGACAGCUGACCACAUCCAGCUCAUUGUACCUCUCAUGCUGGAGCAGAACCUGUGGUCGUGUAUCCCUGGGGAGGACACUAUCAUGAACAUUCCUGGCUUCUACUUGGUGCGUCGAGAAAACCCAGAGUACUUUCCUCGCGGGAGCAGCUACUGGGACCGCUGUGUGGUGGGAGGUUACCUUUCCCCCAAAACUGUAGCAGACACAUUUGAGAAAGUUGUAGCUGGGUCCAUCAACUGGCCAGCAAUUGGGAGUCUCUUGGACUAUGUGAUCCGUCCAGCAGCUCCCCCAGCAGAUUUGACGCUGGAAGUCCAGUAUGAUGCAGAUCGGCAUCUUUUUAUUGACUUUCUACCAUCCCUGACACUGGGGGACAUUGUCCUCGUUGCCAAACCUCACAGAUUGGCCCAGAAUGACAACUUGUGGCGACUGAGCCUGCGGCCAGCGGAAACGGCUCGCCUCCACGCCCUGGACCAGGCUGAUUCUGGCUGCCGCUGCUUGUGCCUCAAGAUCUUCAAAGCAGUAUGCAAGUUAAACCCAGCUCUGGGACACCUCACUGCCAGCCAGCUCACCAAUGUCAUCCUGCACCUCUCCCAGGAGGAGUCCGACUGGUCCCAGGACAUGCUGGCUGAUCGCUUCUUGCAGGCACUGAAGGGGCUGAUCCGCUACUUGGAGGCAGGGGUCCUCCCUAGUGCCCUGAACCCCAAGGUGAACUUGUUUUCAGAGCUCACCCCCGAAGAAGUGGAUGAGUUGGGCUACACACUCUACAGCUCUCUGUCAGAGCCAGAGGUCUUGCUGCAGACGUAAUGGGGCCUUACCUAGGGAAGUGUUGAUAGGGUUUAGCCAAUGCAGACUUUGAUUACUGCGAAUUAUGUCUCCUCCACUUCUCCCUAUCUCCCCCUCUCUCUCUCUCUCCCUCUCUUCACCACUCCCCACUUUUGGUUCCUUAGUAAUUCCUGCUGUGGAGUUAGUGCUCCCACUGAAUUUUUUGGUGCUACUGGUCCAUUUCCACCAUCUCUGCCCCAACAGGUACCCAUUGGCUAAAACUGCUCUGAGAUCUUCACAUAAAUUCUGUGAGUUUAAGUGUCUACCAAAAAAUAAACCAAACUAUGCACUUCUUUCUUCUGUAGUACACUUAGUGCAGCAAACCCUUUUUGGUUUGAAGAAGGUGGAACUGGGCUGGUAAAUCCAGUGAUGAUUUUAGCAAACUUGCACUGAGGUUGUUUAAUUUCCUCCAGCCUGACUUUGCCCCAUGUUUCUUUCUCUCUGCUGUCCCACACUGUCUCACUUUCCUUUCUUUUAUGUCCUUUUGGCCCAGUCAUGCAGGGCAGACUGAGUGAGAUAUUUUGGAUAGGGUUCUUUUUGUAUUUUUGAGUGGAUAAUGAUUACACUGGCAGUAUUUAGGGCUGUAGAGCUUGAAACUAGAGAAUUCCCACAGCUCCUGCUCCCACAGAGCUUUCUCAUCCUUUGCAAGCUGGGUUCAGGAUUAAGGGCCAAAAUUUGUCCAGUCUGCUUCAGCACAACCUCCUGUAUGGGCAAUUCUUGUUGAAGCUGUCCCAGGGGAGGAAGGAACCUUUGUGGUCUGGCUGUGUGAUGAGACUGAAGGAGCAGAGCUUGCUGUUCCUGCCUAGCCAGAUCUAAUGGGAAUGGCCUCGGGAGUGGAGAACAAGGCAGCUCUUCAGUUGUCUCUGGCCUAGAGGAAGAGAGGGUGAUUAUAGGGAAGGGGUGGGAGCCACCCAUGGGAAUGGGGAUUUUUUUUUUUUCAUCUUUUCCCCAAGACCUUAGGGCUGUUCUGGUUUACUGGAGGUGGAAACAAGACUACAUGCCUCAAAGGGCUUUGGAAUAAGCACACACAAGCCAGAUUCUCACCAGCUCUAAAGGCUGUGAAAGUGACGGAACUGAACUAGUGUCAUCAGCAAGGUUCUGUCCUGUACACUGGUAUUAGGAUACAUGUACAAAGCUGGCAUUUAGGGAUAUAUUAGCUUUGCCAUCUGCUCUGUGUGCUUUGGUCUCCUCCUCAGAACUGAGGCUGUCCAUCCAUUUCCUCAUUCCCAUGUGCUGACUUUCCAGUGCUCCCAUUUUACAAAUAUUCUUAAAAAGCUGGUGAGGGCACACCUUCCCGUGUGUUUGGACCUGUUGGCACUGCAGUUCUGCCCAUUCCUUCUGUGGCUGCUCUCAGGCUAUGGACGCUGCAUUAAGCCACCUGCUGUCUUCAAAAAGUGGGAGAGGUGUCCCCCAAGUCUGGAGCUCUGUGUGUAUCUCAAAAGACCAGCUUAACUAUUGUUUCAGACACAUAAUUGCCUUUUCCCUGCUUUAGCAACUUUUUUCAUCCUUGCUGUCCAGCCUCCUUAGCCAGUGGAGAGGAGUACUACAGCAGCAGAGUAUGGAGGGAGUAGGAAUCCUUUUCUGCUCCCUUCCUCUCAGGACUUCCCCCAUCUUUGACAGAGAAGUUUCAAGGUGAAUUUUAGGAGUGGAACCACGGAGGGAAGUCUUUCACACUGGGUUCUUUUUAGAGGCAGUGCUGGUGAGGUGAGGGAGGGAGCAUCUUUCUCGGACAAUCCGUCCAUUUUAACCAAUGUGUCAGAUAGCAUUCUGUAUACAGUGAUAAUGCAACAUUGCAUUUUAAAUUAUUUAAUCCUUAGGGUACUGGUAUUUUCUAGACUGCCAGAUGUGUACUUUGAAGUCUGUGUGUGUAUAUAAAAGUCUAUAGUCUAUCAAAGUUAACAGGAAUCCCGUUUGUAUGACUUUGUGUUUUGUAAGUUCUGCAGCAGUCAGUGUUGGUCAACUGUUGAUUGCUCUUCACUCUGGUUCCCAGAUUUUUUUUCCCUCUUCCUUCCCUUGCCCCCCACUGCCUUUCUGAUGUCAGCCUUCCUACCCUAAAAACAGACAGAUGAGACUCGGAGCCUACAGACUCUUGGGGGGAAUUCCCCUUGUUUUUAAUUACUUGAAGGUCAACAAAAAUAUUAAAAUAUCUGGGUUGUCAGGAGUUCUCCCAAAGCUCAUUUCUUCAGUGUGAUGUCACCCCUCACUUGGUGCUGACUCCAGUACUGUGGUCUUCACAUUUUAACAGCAGUGUGGUUGGAAAUUAUUAAAACUCUAGAUUAAAAAAAAAAAAAAAAAGAAAAAGUGAGAUAUAACUUGAGAACCGUUGUCACAUACAUAUCUGUAUAUAUAAUUUUUUACAUGAAUGCUUUUACUUCUUCCUGGCAACCUAAUGAAUUAAUAUUUUAUGGCCAUUUUUUGCUGCUAUUGAGCUCAGUUUGUGUAUCAAAUGGAGACUGAAGCUGCCUUUUUGCCUUUUCUGUAGACUCUGCUCCACUUCACUUGCAUCAACCAUCACCAUCAUUUCUUCCCUUCAGUUUUGCCCUCCUCUGAGCUAGCCAUGAGCCUGUUCUCAGGAGGCAAAUAUCAUUUCCUACAGGCAGUCACCACAGCAGGCAAUAGCUGCCCUGGCAGUGGCAGUCUUGACAAAGGCCAAAGAUGUGAUGGGUCACAGGGACACUGCAACAAGGAAUAAUUUGAGAGCAGGGUCAGGUAUAAGGGGCAAUAGAAGCAGGGAAGAAGGUGUAGGGUAAGUAUGCAGGAAACUUCCAGUAAUGCUGCACCCAGCCUGUGGGUCAAACAGAACGUUGCAGAGUCUUUCGAAGUGGCACCUUUCAGUAUUAAAUGCAGUACAUGUGUUGAUGUACAGCCUGGAGGGCUGUCUUACCUACAGGUAGGCUACUUCCUGGUCAAACCUGAAGCACAGAGCAGAAGAACCUAAAGCUGAAUGUGAAAAGGGCAGCUCCUGGCCACCUUCUUGGCAGAGCAGCUCAGAGACAGAUUGAUUGUAAGGGGCCCAGGGCACGCAUUGGGCUGGUGGCUGCCUCAGCUCCAAGAAUGUCUCCGUGUGUUCUGCUGUAGCUUAGCUCACACAAGCUUCCCAUAAGAUUGUCGUCUUACUCCCUGUAACCACAGGGUGAGGACCAACUUGCUCAGCUGUGGGUUUCACUGCUGCUGAGCUCCACUGCUAAUCUUUCAAGUCAGAUGGAUUUCUUUUCCCAUGUUUAAAGGCAAUUAUGGAAACAAGAGGCUGCUUUCUGCCCCCGGCAAGGUGCCAUUAGGGCCCUCAUUCUUAGCAUGUGGGCACACAGUGAGAAGUGAAGAGAUGAUGCCUCAUCUCUCUCAGGCCUGGAGGCUGUGGAUUUGCAAAGGGGAAAGUCCAAGUGCAUGAUCUGUGACAGAGUGUGUGGAAUUCUGAAAUAAAAUUACUUUCCACAGUAA
Pseudopodoces humilis (Tibetan ground-tit) is the source of this 5511-nucleotide messenger RNA. RefSeq names its product mitochondrial elongation factor 1 (gene MIEF1). The record is from RefSeq and is a predicted model, not a curated record. Gene Ontology annotation, cellular component: mitochondrial outer membrane. Lineage: Eukaryota; Metazoa; Chordata; Aves; Passeriformes; Paridae. Gene Ontology annotation, biological process: mitochondrion organization; positive regulation of mitochondrial fission.